This is a messenger RNA of Corythoichthys intestinalis (scribbled pipefish), 3752 nucleotides long. RefSeq names its product eukaryotic translation initiation factor 4, gamma 2b (gene eif4g2b). Gene Ontology annotation, molecular function: protein binding; translation initiation factor activity; mRNA binding. Lineage: Eukaryota; Metazoa; Chordata; Actinopteri; Syngnathiformes; Syngnathidae. The record is from RefSeq and is a predicted model, not a curated record. The coding region runs from base 597 to 2708 and encodes 703 amino acids. Gene Ontology annotation, cellular component: eukaryotic translation initiation factor 4F complex. The transcript has 19 exons.
CCCCAUCCCUUCCUAUUAUCCUUAUUCUUUUCACUAUUCUUCAUUGUCAAGCCGCCAAAGUGGAGAGUGUGAUUGCAGAAGGGGGUGCUUCUCGUUUCAGCGAGUUCCUGGGGAAAACCCCAGGGCAAAGCGUUCAGAGAUGGGUUCCUUCACGAAGCACUAGACGAGAUGCCAACUCCAGCAACGAAAAAGAGCGGCAUGAUGCGAUCUUCAGGAAAGUGAGAGGCAUACUCAACAAACUCACCCCUGAUAAGUUUGACAAGCUAUGCCUUGAGCUCCUGAACGUGGGCGUAGACUCCAAACUCGUCCUUAAAGGUAUCAUCUUGCUGAUUGUGGAUAAAGCCCUAGAAGAGCCCAAGUAUAGCUCGCUCUAUGCUCAGCUAUGUCUGCGCUUGGCAGAGGAUGCACCAAACUUUGAUGGCCCUUCAACUGAGAUCCAAACCUCCCAAAAGCAGAGCACAACCUUCAGAAGACUGCUGAUUUCCAAGCUUCAAGAUGAAUUUGAAAAUCGCGCCAGAAAUGUUGAAAUCUAUGAUAAACAUGACAACCCUCUUACUUCUGAGGAGGAGGAGCAGAGAGCCAUUGCCAAGAUCAAGAUGCUUGGCAACAUUAAAUUCAUCGGGGAACUUGGCAAACUCGACCUCAUCCACGAAUCUAUCCUUCAUAAGUGCAUCAAAACACUUCUGGAAAAGAAGAAAAGAGUCCAACUUAAGGAUAUGGGUGAGGAUCUGGAGUGUCUCUGUCAGAUAAUGAGGACUGUCGGGCCUAGACUCGACCAUGAGAAAGCAAAGUCUUUAAUGGAUCAGUACUUUGGCCGUAUGCGAUCCUUAAUGAACAACAAGGAUCUGCCAGCGAGGAUCCGCUUCCUGCUGCAAGACACAGUGGAGCUGCGAGAGAACAACUGGAUCCCCCGCAAGGCUUUCCUUGACAAUGGACCAAAGACGAUCAACCAGAUCCGACAGGACGCAGUGAAGGAUUUGGGCGUUUUCAUCCCAGCACCUAUGUCGCAGGGCAUGAGGAUGGACUUCUUCCUGGAAAGCCCCUUCAUGCCCAACAGAAUGAAGCUCGACAGGGAGACGCUAGGCGGAUUGGCCGACAUGUUUGGACAAAUGCCGGGCAGUGGGAUUGGGACAGGACCAGGAGUCAUUCAGGACAGAUACUCGCCCACGAUGGGACGUCAUCGCACCAACCCGCUCUUUAACGGUCACAGCGGCCACAUCGCUCCUCAGCCGCAGUCACAGUUCGAAAUCGGGCCAAAGUCCUCUUUUGUGAAGUCUAGCCAGGUCCAGAAUCAGCAUUUCCUCAGCCAGAGUCAGAACCACGCGGCCCAGCAGCAGGCCCAGUCAAAGGACUUGCCCCCUCGCUUCAGCAAGAAAGGACAGCUUAAUGCAGAUGAGAUUAGUCUGCGACCGGCUCAGUCAUUCCUCCUCAACAAGAGUCAGGUUCCCAAACUCACGCCGCAGAUCCCCUCAAUGAUGCCCCCUAGCGCCCAGCCACCUCGCACGCAAACUCCACCCCUGGGGCAGCCACCUCAGCUUGGUUUAAAAACCAACCCGCCGCCCAUUCAAGAGAAGCCUCCUAAAACCAACAAGAAACCACCCCCUGCUCGGGAGGAGUUACUAAAGAUGACAGAGGCGGCCAUGAGCGAGUACUUUACCAGCAAGAACCUAAGUGAGGCGGUCAGCAGUGUCCGUGAAAUGAAGGCCCCUAAGCACUUCCUGCCAGAAAUGCUGAGCAAGAUUGUCGUGUGCUCGUUGGACCGACCCGAUGAAGACAAGGAGCAUGCCAGCACCCUUAUCCACGCGCUGCGCCUUGACGGACUCAUUACAGCCGAGAAUUUCAUGCAGGCUUUCCUCAACGUCCUGGACCAGUGUCCCAAGAUCGAGGUGGAUGUGCCCCUGGUUAAGUCCUACCUGGCCCAGUUCGCAGCACGUGCAGUCAUCGCAGAGCUGCUGAGCGUGGCUGAGCUGGCGCACCCGCUAGAGAACGGCACCCACUUUCCGCUUUUCCUGCUCUGCCUGCAGCAAACCGCUAAACUCAAGGACCGCGAGUGGCUCACCGAUAUCUUCCAGCAGAGCAAAGUCAACAUGCAGAAGAUGCUGCCAGAAAUUGACCAGAACAAGGACCGUAUGCUGGAGAUCCUAGAGGGCAAAGGCCUGAGCUUCCUGUUCCCGCUGCUGAAGCUGGAGAAGGAGCUGCUGAAGCAGAUCACCGCAGACCCAUCUCCACAAUCCAUUUACAAGUGGAUCAAAGACAACAUCUCCCCCAAGCUCCACACUGACAAAGGCUUUGUCAACAUCCUCAUGACCAGCUUCUUGCAAUACAUCGCCCAGGAGCUGUGCGUGUCCGAGGGCGACGAGCAAUUAUCGGCCCCUCCUAAGGAGCAGCUGGAGCAGGAGAAAGCGCUGCUGCUGGCCUUCAAGCCAGUCAUGCAAAAAUUCCUGCACGACCACACUCAGCUGCAGGUCAGCGCCCUCUACGCUCUGCAGGUGCACUGCAACGCCAAUGGCUUCCCCAAAGGCAUGCUGCUGCGCUACUUUGUCAAUUUCUACGACAUGGAGAUCAUUGAAGAAGAAGCCUUCCUCGCAUGGAAAGAAGACAUAACGCAGGAAUUCCCAGGAAAAGGAAAAGCAUUGUUCCAGGUCAAUCAGUGGCUCACGUGGUUGGAGACAGCCGAGGAAGAGGAGUCUGAGGACGACGGCGAUUGAACAAGCGCCAUCUACACAAGAUUACACUUUGCCUUUUCCGUUGUGAUCUCCUCCACCUUAUAUUGAUUGAUUAACCACUAACUAGUGACAUCGCCACAUCUCCCACCCCUUCCUCCUCUUCCCAAUUCUGUGGCCAUGUGUGGAGUGACUCGACUUUUGUUUGUAAUGCUUCUUCCUCCUUUGGACUAAUUAACUUGCCCUGAAAAAAGCAUUGAAGGUUGUAAAAACAAUUGGUUUAAGCUGCCUAGGCUUUUCUUUCUUUUCUUUUUUUUUUUUUUGGCGGCAAAGAAAUGCUCCCGAAAGUUCCUCCUCAACCAAACAACAGUGACGUUCUACCUCUUAAGGCGGACUUUUUUUUUUUUUUUUGUAAAUCUAAGCCCCUACGGCCAGUGCUUAAGACUGUAUUCUUUCAAACAAAGACCCCAAUUAGUAGCUGGGUACACUUGAUAAAGAAACUCCUCACAAAAACCUUUAUAACUGUUUAAUUCACUUUCUGGUAGUUUAUAAGUCACAUGUCAGUGACUUUUGGAAGUCUCUAACCAAAACCUAGUGAGGCAGUUAACAAUGUAGUUGCACCGCAUCAUAACCGAACCAAUGUUUUAUUAAAACUUCUGCUUGUAAUUGCCAUUGAAAACAACAAAUCAAGGCACCAUUUAUGGUGGCAGUUUUUGAAAAGCUACCUAGCAAUGUUUAGCGUUCGGGUUGCUCCACAAUGCUGUGCAUUUAUUUCCCUUUAAAACCCCAUUUCACAUUAGCUAAAUGGUUACAUACUGCUAACAGUAACCUCAUCCCCACUCCCUAGAUGCCAUUCUAAGGAAAUUUGGCGAGAAUCUCCAAAUUGUGGCAAAUUGCGACAGUCAUCAUGAGAAAGUCGUUUUUAUUUUUUACACUUCAAACAAGAAAUGGCUGCAAGUGCCCCCCCACGCACAUUUCUUCUUAAACUGCCGUGUCAUUGUAAGUGAACAUAAUUGUACUCAUCACGAUUGUGCACCUGCUUUAAUGUCAAUAAAGUCAGUACAUGAACACCAAUGUUGUUAUCACUUG